Messenger RNA from Nasonia vitripennis (jewel wasp), 2977 nucleotides. RefSeq names its product E2F family member 8 (gene E2f8). Gene Ontology annotation, cellular component: RNA polymerase II transcription regulator complex. The record is from RefSeq and is marked validated. The transcript has 6 exons. Gene Ontology annotation, biological process: regulation of transcription by RNA polymerase II. Gene Ontology annotation, molecular function: RNA polymerase II cis-regulatory region sequence-specific DNA binding; DNA-binding transcription factor activity, RNA polymerase II-specific. Bases 372 to 2138 code for a protein of 588 amino acids. Lineage: Eukaryota; Metazoa; Arthropoda; Insecta; Hymenoptera; Pteromalidae.
GCUUCGAUUUAUUUUCCUCCGGGAUUCAAGUUUUUACUAUAACAUUAUAAAAAUUUAAAGUAUUCGUUCGAAAUAUCCGAAUUAUCUUUUUAUAUCGAAUUUCUAGUCUUCCACGUUUUCUACUAUUAUCCGCUUUUAUCACUCGCGUUUCUUACAAUGCCGGUAAAAAAUCUUUAAACCUGCCGCGAAUGCGAUGACCAUUUCGGAGCAAAGAUCCGAGAAGGAGAAGAGGCAACAACGUAGGCGCGUGGCUUUUUAUACACGGCAGUGUCUACGAGGGCACACACGACGAUAACGCAUUGAGAAAAAAUGUCGGAGUUAUGAGUUGAAAGGAGUUACUGCGUUAUUUCGUUCGCGAUUCAGACACUUUCAUGAAUGAGGAUUCAGAUAUGUCGGGGCAAAAUGAGUCCAGGUCGACACCAGAACGCAGAGUUCUUGGAGAGUUGGGAAACUCUAAUCCAGAUUCGCCCACCGCCAAUUUAAGACUGCUCACUAAUUUGGCAUCUAGCUUAAAAAGUGCUACAGACAGUCCACAUCAAGGUAGCUCAAGUUCUGGUGCAGCCACACAACUGAUGCCUGUCCAGAAUACAAGCAAUGUUAGACUUUUACCAAGGAAGGAGAAGUCCCUCAGUCUUCUGUGCAAUAAGUUUUUAAAUUUAUUUCCUUUAAAUAUUCAAGAAAACUCUCUCAAAGAGAUAUCUCUUAAUACAACAGCUCAAGCUCUUGGUACUGAAAAAAGAAGAAUAUAUGACAUUAUAAAUGUCCUGGAGAGUUUGGAAAUGGCUACCAAGGCUGGCAAGAAUUUAUAUAAAUGGCAUGGUCAGUCUCGGUUGCCUUCAACUCUUGCUAAGCUAAAAAUGUCAGCAAUUGAUCUUGGUCUGGAAAAGCAUAUUCAAGAUAUCCAAAAAUUCAACAGAGCAUACGUGGAAGAUUCUUAUCAGUCAAACUGUAAUACUUCAGAUGCUCUAAUGGUUCCUCAAAGCCCAACUGUAAACUAUUGUUUUCCAGGUAAUCCUACCAAGGAAGAGAAAAGCUUAGGUAUUAUGUGUCGAAAGUUUGUUAUGCUAUUUCUUGUUUCUUUAAAGAAUGGUGUAAUAAACUUAGAUAUUGCAGCCAAGGUUUUGAUUAAUGAGGAAGACAAUUCUACUGACAUAAAAAGUAGUGCUGCUAAGUCGCGGUAUAAAACGAAAGUCAGGCGUCUUUAUGAUAUUGCAAAUGUUUUAUCAGCUAUUGGUUUAAUCAAGAAAGUUGAUUUAUAUAAUUGCGUAAUUAGAAAGCCAAUUUUUAAAUAUACAGGCCCAAGUGUCGACUGUCUUAAUUUUGAUGCAGAAACUCCAUCAACGGAGAAUGGAAGUCAAUCCUUGGUGGGGAUGACUACACCAAGUAAGAAAUCAUCUGAUACCUUCAGCUUUCGUACUUUAAGCAGAAUUUCCCGAUUUCUUGCGAAUACUCCCAUUACCAGUAAACGAGAACCGAAAAAGAGAAAAUUAUUUAAUUCAGAUACUAAAUUUGAACGAACUCAAAGUUCGCCGUGCUUAAGCACAGGAAAAGCCCGUAUUUCAGAUCGAUUGGACGAUUCGAUUUUGCAAGUCGCCGAGAUGGAAUUGAAACGUAUCAAAUCAAGUGAACGCAAGCCAAAAGUCCGUACGAAUUUGUUUCCAAGGCAUAAUUCUGACUCUCUCAUUCCCCCUUUAAAAUUAGAGUUUGACAUGACAAACGCAGAAGAACUCUCAAAUGUGGUAUCGACUUCUUCAACUGUUCUUCCUGUAGUUAGUAAAGAAAAUCUAGUCAAAGAAUCGCAAAAAGUAAUUACACCUAUUCCAACGGUGCGAAUUGUCGUACCGCCAAAUGUGAAUAGAGCGUCGUUCCCAUUGACAAAGUGCGGUACACCGAAAUUCAUGAAACUCACUAAACUUGAUAUGAAGAAAUUGAUACCAAUUUCGAAAGAGGAUAUAAGAUUAAGAUUGUCUUCCGUAAAUCAAUCACCGAAUUUAAUGCAAAAACCAAAUAUCGCUAUUGUGACACAGAUUCCGAAUAAUAGAAUUUCUCCGGGUGAUACCUUUAAGGCUAUAGAAGUAGACAAUACUUUAAAACUAGUACUAAUAAAGCAAAAAGGUGAUAAUGAAAAAAAAAAAUAAUAGCAACUGGGAAUUGUUGCUAGCAUAAAUGGGCUAAAGGAUUGUGCCUUUUUAUUAUACAAUCUAAUCUGCAGACUAGACAGAUAUUAUGUCUAAAACGAAAAAAAAAUUAUGUAUAUAUAGAGAUUUUUAUAUAUAGAUUUACUUUAAUAACUCAUCGAUUCAUGAUAAAAUAUUGUACUAACGCGCUUGUACCGCGAAUUUCAGUCGUAUGUAAUGUUGCAUAAGAAGGAUUUUCAUGACCAUCAAUCAUACGUUAUAUACAAAAUUUAAAUAUACAUAUAUUUAUUAAUGUUAUAUGGCAGCAGGCUAGAUUUAAGUGCAAAUUAAGUCGCUUUCUUAUUACCAAAGCAUUUUUUGUUAGAUCUCUUGGCUUCAAGGCUUAGACUGUUAAAAAUUAUGAAACAUAAAAAUUUAUUUCAAAUUUAGUUAUAAAUGUAAUCAGAAAGCAAACCAUACUGCUUUAUUAUAACAUUUGUUUUUGUAAUUAUAUUUUAUGAAUUUAUGUUUACUAUAAAUGAGUUGUUGACACAAACUCAUUGAUAAUGAAUUGACUAUUAUGAAGAUUGGAUUAUAAAAAAGUUAUAUUAUUUUUUUUCUUUUUUGAGAAAUGUACUUGAUGAAUUGAUUGUUUCUCAAUCUUAUAGAUUUAUUAUUUUAAGUUGUAUAUUUUAAGAGAAAACAAAGUUUUUUCAAAAUGCAAUAUGAUUACACAAAAAUUUCUUUAUUUACACAUUGUUGCCAAAUAAAUGUUUCUUCUCAAGGGAAUUGUUUGCUUGUUAAACAAUGUAAUUAAAAAUGAUCUUUUUACAGUAAAAAUAACACUUUUGUAUUAAUUC